CUCCUCAUUGGAGGAGCGGGGAGGCAAGCGAGUAGAGGGCCCCUGGAGGGAGCCGCGGAGGUUCAGGUCCCGGAGGCCGGGCUACGCCGAGCCCUGCGCGUGAACAGCUGCGGCGGGGGCAGCCUCCAGCGGCGGUGCCAGCAUCCAGCGGCGGUGCCAGCAGUUCCAGCCCGUUGCUUUACUUUUUAGCUGCACCAACGUAGUCAUUAUGCCGAAGAGAAAGUCUCCAGAGAAUCCAGAGGGCAAGGAUGGAUCCAAAGUAACUAAACAGGAGCCCACCAGACGGUCUGCCAGGUUGUCAGCGAAACCUGCUCCCCCAAAACCUGAACCUAAACCAAGAAAAACAUCUGCUAAGAAAGAACUGGCAACAAAGGUUAACAAAGGUGCGAAAGGGAAGAAGGAGGAAAAGCAAGAAGCUGGAAAGGAAGGUACUGCACCAUCUGAAAAUGGUGACGCUAAAGCUGAAGAGAUCCACAUCUCUCGCUCAACUGUUAAUGUCUCAGCCUCCAGAGGUACCCCACCCAGCACACUGUCAGUAAAGGGGCAGAUUGAAACAGUGAGAGUUAAGGGCACAGAAAACUGAAUCUGUAAACGAGGGAGAAUGAAUUGUCAUGAAAAUUGGGGUUGAUUUUAUGUACCUCUUGGGACAACUUUUAAAAGCUAUUUUUACCGAGUAUUUUGUAAAUGCUAAUUUUUUUAGGACUCUCCUAGUUGGCAUCCAAAAUAUAUAAGGAUGGACAUUUUACCUUCUCAUAGUCAUGCUCUUUGGAAAUUCCCGUCAUCCUUGAGUAGAAUAAAUACCAGUUUAAUAUUGGAAGCUGUCUGUAAAAUUGUUGCAGCAUUCCAUGCACCUGCUUUAAAAAUUUAGUCCUGUGCAUACUGUGGUGUUUUUACUGUGCGUAUUUGAAUUUUUUCCUGCAGUUUCUCUAGAGCAAUAAUCAGUGGUGCUUUUGUACCUAGGUUUUAUGUGAUUUUAAUGAAACGUGCAUCGUUGUGGCCACCUGCUGACUAUUUGUGGUUUAAAAUAAAGGGUUUUCCUGCCUGCAAAA
Messenger RNA from Balaenoptera ricei (Rice's whale), 1049 nucleotides. It is a transcript of the gene HMGN3, whose product is annotated as high mobility group nucleosomal binding domain 3. NCBI's taxonomy places the organism in Eukaryota, Metazoa, Chordata, Mammalia, Artiodactyla, Balaenopteridae. Gene Ontology annotation, molecular function: nucleosomal DNA binding. Bases 209 to 583 code for a protein of 124 amino acids. The record is from RefSeq and is a predicted model, not a curated record. Gene Ontology annotation, biological process: chromatin organization. Gene Ontology annotation, cellular component: chromatin; nucleus. The transcript is spliced from 7 exons.